This is a messenger RNA of Manis pentadactyla (Chinese pangolin), 3655 nucleotides long. RefSeq names its product doublesex and mab-3 related transcription factor 2 (gene DMRT2). NCBI's taxonomy places the organism in Eukaryota, Metazoa, Chordata, Mammalia, Pholidota, Manidae. Gene Ontology annotation, cellular component: nucleus. The coding region runs from base 463 to 1437 and encodes 324 amino acids. The transcript has 7 exons. Gene Ontology annotation, biological process: sex differentiation; regulation of transcription by RNA polymerase II. Gene Ontology annotation, molecular function: RNA polymerase II cis-regulatory region sequence-specific DNA binding; DNA-binding transcription factor activity, RNA polymerase II-specific. The record is from RefSeq and is a predicted model, not a curated record.
CAGAAACUGACUACUGCAGCGAGGGGCGCUGCACUGCACGCAGCUGCGUGCGUCCUCCCGCCCCGGGAGUCUGCGGUCGGAGUCAGGCCAGGGGGCCCAACCUUCCCGCCCAGCUUGGGUCAGAGCGAGCCGAAAGAAGCCUCAGGGAGGUGAAGAGCCUGAGGCAGCGGAGGACCGGUCAGAAGUUUUCAACUUUGGGCUGUGCAGGGCGAGGCUGCUGAGGACUUGACUCACCUUCACCCCUAACCCCCUCCACUCCCCAACCAGUGGGCUCCGGGCCUCCUGCUGUCAGGCCCCGAUUUUGUGGCAGGGUGUGGUGACCCGAUUUCUAUUUGCAAGCACAGCCAGCAGCACAAGAACCAGGUCCUAAGGCUGGAUUCCUUUUGCCUUGGCUGCUAGCCCGGGCCUCAGAGUCUUGGGCACAGACGCCUUAGCAGAGGCUCGAGAGGAGAGCCGCGCGUCAUGGCCGACCGGCAGGCGGACCUGGUGGCCGGGGACUGGGAGAUCGACGUGGAGAGCCUAGAGCUGGAGGAGGACGGCCGCGGGGCGCCGCUUCCAACGCUGCCCGGGCACAGCCCGCGGGCGGCGGACGGGGACGGCGAGGACGAGGAUGACGAGGAUGAGGACGACGAGGACGCGGAGGACGAGGGGGACGGCGAGGAGGCGGGCGCGUCCCCGGGGGUGCCGGGCUUGCCGGAGCAGCAGAGGGGACUGCCGCCGAGGCCGCCUCCCUCCCUGCAGGCCUCGCAGGCCUCGGCUGGGCCGCCGGAGCGCGGCGCCAACGCGGGCGGCGCCGCCGAGCCGCGCAAGCUCAGCCGCACGCCCAAGUGCGCGCGCUGCCGCAACCACGGCGUGGUGUCCUGUCUCAAGGGCCACAAGCGUUUCUGCCGAUGGCGCGACUGCCAGUGCGCCAACUGCCUGCUGGUGGUGGAGCGGCAGCGCGUCAUGGCUGCCCAGGUGGCGCUCCGGAGACAGCAGGCCACAGAGGACAAGAAAGGGCUCUCUGGGAAACAGAAUAAUUUCGAGCGCAAAGCCGUGUAUCAGAGGCAAAUCAGGACACCCAGUCUGCUGGCCAAAAGUAUUUUAGAAGGUUGGCUCCUGAAAGGAAGGGGAAGGAACAGACAGCCACCCAGGCUCCAUUCCCUAUCCCAACCUUGCCAGUCAGAGCUGGCUUUCCCUGCUCCAGUUCAAGUGGUGGAAACCAUGCCACUGAAGAGCCUCCCAUUUCAUCUGAUACAGACCGUCAGGCUGAAUAGAUGGAGAAUAUCACUCAAGAGUUCAACUCAACAGCCAUCUCCUGUAAGGAAUCUGUCCCCAUCAUCACCAGCCCACUUAGAAACACAGCAGUCUUCUCGAGCCCUGGCAGUGAAGUGCAGCAAUACUACAUUAUACAGACCCUCCAGAGAGAACACUUUGAGUAUCCUGCCUGGAAGAUAAAAGUCCUGGUGCAAGAAUUCUAGAAUUCCUGGUAAAGGAAGAUGGCUGGGUAUCUCGACAUCUUGUAUGUACAUGUUCAUUCAGUUUUCUAUUUUUAUAUGAAACAAGUAUUAUUGAGGAUGAGGGGAAUCAAACCUUCAUACAUUGCUUAUGGGAAUUUAAUUGCCAAAACUUUUGGGUUUUCCCUUGGGAAUAUGGCUUAAUAAUUCUGAUACCACUAUACAUGUAUACUGAAAUUGAAAAUUUAGUAAAUGUAUGGCAGAUGGUGGGAGUCAAGUUUCUCCCUGUUAGAGUGGUAGCCCACAAUAAGGAAGUGAGGAGGUUAGAUCCAUGUUAUAAUGGGUUAGAAGUGGAGACACUGGUGUGCACUAAUGUUUAGCUUAAUAUAGUUACAGAUGGUUACACAUGAAAAUAUUUAUAGAAGAGUACAUACAGGUUAGUAAAUGCAUAUAGUCCUUGAUCUGUGAGUUGAGAGACCCUAGAAGCAAAAAUUCCCUAAUAGUAGCAAGUAAAUCUAGCACCCAAAUCUUGGUGUCUAAUACCUUCAAUAAAAGGAACUAAGGCUCUUUGGAGAAAUGGUUGAUUCUAGGCCUAGAGUAGGAAACAGGGAAUGAGACUGAAAACCUUAUAGUGACAGAAAGUGAGGAAGUUCUUAAAAAAAUAAAAAUAAAAUAAAAACCAAAAACCUACACAAAUGAUAUUUUGCCAAAGGGACAUAAGACAACUCAGUCCAACUGGCCAAAAUGGAAAAAUUAUAUUUUUUAUGCACAAAUCUCAGUGUAAAACUCAAUGCAUUUUGACAUGUCCUUAUACUCAUUUGACCAUCACCCAGAUGAAGAUAUCAAACAUUCUCACUAUUUUCCCCCUUUCACCUAUUUCACCUGUCUCCCCAUCCCCCAUCCUUAUGGCAACCAACAGUCUGUUCUCUGUGUCUAUGAGUCUAUUUCUAGUUUGUUUGUUCAUUUGUUUUGUUUUUUAGAUUCCACAUACAAGUGAAAUGACCUGGCAUUUCUCUUUCUCUGUCUGAUUUAUUUCACUUAGACCAAUAACCUCUAGGUCAAUUCAUGUUUUGCAAAUGGCAAGAUUUCAUUAUUUUUUAUGGAUGAGUAAUAUUUCACCAUAUAUAUGUACCACUAUGCUUUUAUCCAUUCAUCUAUCAGUGGACAUUUAGGUUGUUUCCAUAUUUUGGGUAUUAUAAAUAAUACUGCAAUAAACAUAUUAGUAUAUACAAUAAACAUAUCUUUUCAAAUUAGUUAUUUUGUUUUCUUUGAGUUAAAUUCCCAGUGGCAGAAUUGAUGGGUCAUAUAUGGUAGUUUGGUUCCUAUGGAAUUGCUGGGUCAUAUUCUGUCUUUAGCUUUUUGAGAAAACUCCAUACUUCUUUGCACAGUGGCUAUACCAAUUGACAAUCUCACCAGCAGUGUAUGAGGGGUCCCUUUUCUCCACUUGUUCAUUCUUGUCUUUUGGAUAGUGGCCAUACUGACUGGUGUGAGGUGACAUCUCACUGUGGUUUUGAUUUGCAUUUCCCUGAUGAUUAAUGGUGUUGAGCAUCUUUUUAUGUGUCUGUUGGCCGUCUGUAUGUCUUUUUUGGAAAAAUGUCUAUUCAGGUCCUCUGCCCAUUUUUUAAUUGGAUUAUUUGUUUGGUGUUGAGUUGUAUGAAUUCUUUAUAUAUUUUGCAUAUCAGCCCCUUAUUGGAUAUAUGAUUUGCAAAUAUAUUCUCCCAUACAGUAGAUUGCCUUUUCAUUUUGUUGUAGUUUCCUUUGUUGUGAAGAAGCUUUUAGUUUCAUGUAUUUCCAUUUGUUUAUUUUUGCCUUUGUUUCUCUCACAUGGGAAGAAACAUCUAGAAAAAAAUUACUAAUGCCAGUGCUCAAGAGUGUAUUGCCUAUCUCUUCUAGAAGUUUUAUGGUUUCAGGUCUUAUAUUUAGUUCUUUAAUCAAUUUUGAGUUUAUUUUUGUGUGUGGUGUUGUAAGACAGUGGUCCAUUUUAAUUAUUUUGCCUUUACCUGCCCAGUUUUCCCAGCACCAUUUAUUAAAUAAUCUGUCUUUCCCCCAUUGUAUAUUAUUGCUUCCUUUGUCAUAUAUUAAUUGACCAUAUAGGCAUGGGUUUAUUUCUGCAUUCUUUAUUCUGUCCCAUUGGUCUAUGUAUCUGUUCUUGUGCUAAUACCAUACCAUUUUGAUUACUGUCAUUUUUUUGUAUAGUUUGAAGUCAGGGCCAUGAUACC